CCCGGUGUCCGUGGGCGGCGGUGCCGCGGCCUUCCCGUCGGGAUCCCGGCAUGAGCCGCGCCUGGCAGGCUCUCCGCGCUCUGCGGUUGCGGCUCGUGGGGCCUGCCAAAGAGCUGGUGGGCACCGACCAGUUUGGCAACAAGUACUACCGGGUGCCCAAGUACGAGAGCCGCGCAGGGCAGAUUAUACCAGAAAGAAGAUUUGUAGAAGCAGUAAAUCGUGAAGCGUAUCAGUAUCAAAUUGGUGACUUUCCAGCAGAAUGGGAAGCAUGGAUAAGAAAAAAGAGAGAAGAUCCACCCACAAUUGAGGAGAUUCUUAGGAAUGAAAGUUAUAGAGAAGAAAUGAAGCAGAAAGUCAAGGAUGUAUCUGAAAAGGAUAAGCUGCUUCAGGCCAAGGAGUAUGAGGAAGGACUUGUUGCUGAACCAAGUCAUACUCAGGUUAAAGGCCACGCAUCUGCCCCUUACUAUGGAAAGAAGGAGCCCUCACAAGACCCCACGAGCACUGCAAAUACCUUCCAGCCAGGUGCCUGGAUGCCACCAGGCAGUGGUAGCAGUCAAAAUAAAUAAGCUUUAAUGGACAGGUACUGUUAAUGGAUUAAUAUUUUAAGAGACGACAUACACAGCUGUUAUAUACAAGAGUACAAUAAAGUAGUAUUAAACCAGUUUGAGUUACUUUUGCAGAACUAUUCAAAUAGGCUUGAUCAUGACAAAGUAUUGUUGAGGUGUUUAGGUUUUGUGAAAAACGGUGUGUUACUAAGUUUGGUUUUGAGAGUUGCUGCUCAUCAGUUACUCUUGAAUUCAUUCUUAAAAGACUAUCUAAAUUUUCUUUAAGUCUAAAUUGCUUUUUUCUUUGAAGACUAAUUUAGUUUUAAAACUGUUCUUGAUGUAAGAAUUGUUGUCUGUACACUUACAUUUUCCCAAGCCUUGGCCAAGACAUCUCUUCAGAAUAAAUCCCUUGGCAGUGCCAGCAUGCUUUCGGCUGGCAAGCAGACAGAAAAGUUGAUUUCAUUAAUAGGAAUCACUAUGACACUACACUGAUUAUGCACUGUACUCAUCGUAGAGACUUUCUUGUAACUUAAAACAAUCAGCAUAUUUGAAUGUUUGAUUUUAAAACAGUCAACAUAUUUGAGUGUUUGAUUUGCAGACAGAAAUUUGUGCAGGGUAAAACCAGUUAAAAUAAAUAUAACUGCUAUAAUAGAAGCUAGAAGUACUUGAUAAAGCUGCUGGAAAAUAACACUAGGUCUGAGACAAGGGGCUGUCAUAAAUAUUAAAAAAAAAAAAUUAGUUUUUAUUCCUUGUCUAUCCAUGGACUUCCCUAGAUGAUGAGAUCAUUUUGGCCAUAGUUUAGAUACAUAAAAUGUGCAGAUUAUUUGCUUAGAGAUGAUGUUUGAGAACUUAAAAUAAAAAUGAAGACCACACAA
Molecule: messenger RNA, 1420 nt
Organism: Agelaius phoeniceus (red-winged blackbird)
Lineage: Eukaryota; Metazoa; Chordata; Aves; Passeriformes; Icteridae
Gene: NDUFAF2
Product: NADH:ubiquinone oxidoreductase complex assembly factor 2
Biological process (GO): mitochondrial respiratory chain complex I assembly
Cellular component (GO): membrane; mitochondrion; respiratory chain complex I
Source: RefSeq, a predicted model, not a curated record